AUGGCUACGGAAGAGCGCCCCGUGGACGUGGUGGUGCGCUUCUCCUCAUCGAACGCAGAUGUCGUUCUGACCAUUGCAAGACCGAAGUGCACCUCAGUCCUCUCCUUGAAACAGCUGCUACGAGCACGAUUGGAUCCUCCUGCUUCGACUUCGCGUCUACGAUUGAUACACUCGGGAAAAGUGCUAGCAGAUAAACCAUCGCUAUCGAAGAGCUUGAACAUUAUCAUCCCACCGCCAUCACGCCUCGAUGAAGCUUCUCCAAGCGCCAAAGCAAAAGGCAAGCUGCCAGUUCGGGAUAUAAUACCGCCUGCAGCAAGGGUAUACAUACAUUGUUCUAUAGGAGAUGAACUCGCAUCCUCGGAGCUCGCGUCUGAAGUCAACGCGGCUCGAGAAGCAGAUGCUGCGCUUGAAAAUGGCGCCAGUAAAGUGGAAGCCGUACAGCUGGAUACGGAGCAGCAGGAUACUUCUACCACACCUCCUCCUCGCGGUUUCGAUAGACUGCUAUCUACUGGCUUUACGGUCUCCGAAGUUGCCACGCUACGGGCCCAAUUCCUUGCGAUUCAAUCUCAUACCCAUACGCCCGACACGAUGCCCACAGGAGCCGAGCUUCUUGCUCUUGAAGAGCGCUGGCUUGAUAACGGCUCCGAAGCAGCCGCUGGGGUUGGGACAGGCGAUGGAGGGGGUUUUGGAGCGGAAGAUGCGGGAGGCCUGGAGGACAUGCUCUACGGCAACUUGGUGGGAUUCUUUUGGCCGAUCGGAGCGAUGUGCUGGCUGAUGCGAGAGGAGGGAGUAUGGAGCAGGAGGCGACAGAUUGCAGUGCUGUCUGGCUUUCUUGUCAAUUUGACCUUUGGCUUUGCGAGGGUCAUGAAUUGA
Molecule: messenger RNA, 873 nt
Organism: Zymoseptoria tritici IPO323
Lineage: Eukaryota; Fungi; Ascomycota; Dothideomycetes; Mycosphaerellales; Mycosphaerellaceae
Exons: 1
Coding region: 1-873 (290 amino acids)
Biological process (GO): protein processing
Cellular component (GO): Dsc E3 ubiquitin ligase complex; endoplasmic reticulum
Source: RefSeq, a predicted model, not a curated record